Messenger RNA from Habropoda laboriosa, 4236 nucleotides. RefSeq names its product nuclear pore complex protein Nup160 homolog (gene Nup160). Gene Ontology annotation, cellular component: nuclear pore. The transcript is spliced from 9 exons. NCBI's taxonomy places the organism in Eukaryota, Metazoa, Arthropoda, Insecta, Hymenoptera, Apidae. The record is from RefSeq and is a predicted model, not a curated record. Gene Ontology annotation, molecular function: structural constituent of nuclear pore. The coding region runs from base 1 to 4236 and encodes 1411 amino acids.
AUGGAAGAAUUUCCGUUGGGAUACCGGGAAGUCGUGCCUGAUCAAACUGUAUUAGAGAAAUGGAACGAAAUCACGUUGAACACAGGUGGAAGUCAAAGUACCUUACAAGACAUAAAAGUUCCAGAAAGGGCAGGUGGCUAUUCAUAUAAUGAUUGCUCAAAGUAUUUUACCCGCAAUCGGUUUAUUUAUUGGCGUAUUUGUCAUGAUGUACUAGAAUUGGUUGAACAUAGUUUAGACAUUAAUUUGGCCAAUUGUAGAGUAAGAUACAAGUUUACAGAUACACCCAUUUUGGAUGGUAUUUCUAUACAUGAAACAAUUAAUUCAGUUAUCAUAUUAAUAGCAACUGUUUCUAGUGUUCAUAAGCUAUCGUUCCCUCAUCCUGAAAGAAUUCAUAAAAAUGAACACUCAUUAAGUACAUAUAAAGAUUUAGGUAUACAGUCAAUAUUUAGUGAAGCAUCUGCACAGAAUGUGAAAAAAACAAAGGAGGAUCCACACAUGUUUCAUGUCAUUACAAGUGCAGGAACUACAAAUUCUCCAGUCCCCCAUGCUGCUGCAUCAUGGUUCAUUGCACCACAAGAAGCACUGUUUGCUCUUGCAUAUAAUUCAGGAACUAUACUCCUUCUAAGAUUAGACACUAAAACUGGUCUUGUGCACACCAGUGAAUUAAAGCAAGAUUCGAUAGUGCCAAGAUUUCUUAGUGGUAUAGCAACUGCCUUUAGAGGACGUAAUUCUGAAGCCCAUGUGGCUAUGUCAUUAACUAUACACAGUUGCGGAAAUGAUACAUAUCUGUUCGCUUUAUGCCGCGAAGGUAAUAUCCGUAUGUGGUCUUGUAAUAAAGCUCAGUGCGUGGCCGUGACGGAUGCAGCGAUUGAUAAUCGCAUCGCAUCUCAGGGUGCACAGGGUCAUAUAUUGAGAAAAACAUUAGGUCCCAAUAACGAAUUAUACUUGGGGACUUUUUUAAAAUUUAGCACUAGGUGCGAAUUUAGCAUUUUAAAGCCAAUUCAGGAUAAUGGUAUAUUUAAAUUUGUUAGACUAUGUACAAGAUUUGCACAAGAUCAACAUUUAGUUGAUUUUUCUUUUACAACUACUCGAUUAUGGGCUGUCUGGAGAACUACCGAUAUGGAUACAGUUGAAGUAACGCAUGCUCAAUUAUCAUUGAGCGGUGUACGCGUCAAUUCCGAAUGGGAAACAACGAAUUUAGAGCAAAUGCCAGAUAGAGACUAUAUUCUCAGCGACCCUGACACCGAUCCAAGACAAGCAUACAUCAAUUAUAUUUUUCAUCCUGGACAAUUUUCCUUAACAGACAUAACGAAAGCACUAAACAUAUAUAGGAGAUCUAAUUGUACCGAGGAUAAAAUUCUUUCUGCCGCAGAAUUGAAGGAACGUGUGUGUAUUGCGGUAGAGGCGGAAAUACAGGCUGAAAUCAUGGAUUAUGAACUUAUGGACGAGGAUUAUUUGGAAAUAGCCAAUCGUUGUUGGUCGAAAUUUUAUUCAUGCGUCAUACAAUAUCAUGCCAAUAGCACUAGACCAGUAGGAUUAUUGUUACUGUCAAACGUUUACGGAGUUGUUUUACUUAAAAAAUCAUCCUUCUCGCUUUUAAGACCUAUGGAAGCACUGGAAUAUCUAAUGUUUUGCAAUGAAAAAUCGUACACCUCAAGAUUCAAGACAAUGCCAGUUCUAUCACAAGACGAAGAUAUAUGUCAAGAUCUCAUCACGUUAAUGUCAGCAUUGGUGUUGUUGGAGGAGCAGUUAUCAGAGGAAACCAAAACAGCCAUAAAAAGAGAGCUGUAUCAUCUGAAAAGUCCGGACAUUAUUAUUGACAAUUUACUGUCAAAAUUGAUGUUAGAGUCAGAUGAACCUAUUAGUAAUUUCAUCACUCAUCACCCUAGCUGCCACAAAUUAUCAAAUGUUAGAGAUAUAUCCAGUGCUAUGGCAAUGCUGCUACAAACGUUAACAUACGAUCUUGAACAACCAACUAAGUUACAGAUUAACGAAGAUCAUGAUGCCUCGAAGCUUUUGCUUAACAUAAAUCACUUUUUCGGUAGUAGUUUGGGCAUCUCAGCAAUAUCGAAGAGCGUUGCCCAAAUAACACAGUUAAGAUUUGCAAUCUGCAGGAAUCUGUUAAUUUUACAACAGAUGAUACUGCUGCGACCUGAAUUGUUCGAUUCACGACCCUUACAUUUCAUAAAAUCAUCGUUAGCACCCAGAACAGUAGUAUUAACACAGGCUUAUUAUGUUGUAACGUGGAUAUGUGAAUCCACAGCAUUACCAAUGCCUGCCCAAUCACUAUUGGACUCCAGUAUUCAACGUUUAGCACUAUUAAAACUCGUUGACUCAAAAGCAAACAUGGGAUUCAGGCAACAUCGAUCUCUGUCGUUGUUAGAAUUAUUUAUACAAAAUAGCGGUGCAAAACAUGCUCACAACCUGAUGGCUCAUACAAAUAUAGAUGCAACCACUUUUAUUCCCUGGCAUUAUGGCAUGUUGACGCAUGUUACCCUUAUCGCACAAUUUAUAUGGCCAAGAACUGGAAAUUUCAUAUUCCCUGAAUGGCUGUUAUCCAGUUGCCAGUUUUUACUAGUACAAGAAUACGUCAGACUUUUGAACACAUGGUGUGAAUGGAACAGUGCAUCGAGAAAGUUUAUAUUAGCAGUUGCGCUACUUGAAAUGGGAGAAGCACAGAAAGCUUGUGACCACUUCCUCCGAGCCUCUGGAGGAAUUCUAACGGAUAAAUUUCUAGCAGAUGCCUUAAUCGAUUCCAUCGUAACAUCAGCAAAUAGUUCGUUAAUUCAGUAUUACCUAAAGGUCAUCAAAUUAUUUGAGGAACACAAUGCUUCCGACUGUAUCAUAGAGCUUGCUGAAACAGCCAUAUUGAUGGCUGAUAAAGAUGAUCGUAAUCUACCAACGCUUCAUUCGAUAGUAUUCACGCAACAUUUGAAUUUGGGUCACCACACCAAAGCUUAUAAUUGCCUGAAUUCGAAUCCAGAUGCUGCUCGUAGAGUAGAUUGUUUGAGGCAAUUAGUAGUGACUUUGUUUGAACGAAAGAAAUUGAUAGACUUAAUUUCGUUUCCGUACGUCGAUAUGUACGAAGAUUUAGAGAGAAUAGUGGAAGGUAGAGCAAGAAGUGUGGACCUUAUGGAAAAUAAUUACUAUAAUUUCUUGUACAGCUUCCAUAUAAAUAAAGGAAAUAUGCGAAAAGCCGCGUCUGUGAUGUACGAACAAGCUAUGCGUUUGAGCCAAGAAUCACAGUCUGUUGCAAUUGUAUCGAGACAAGCUCAGUGUUUAUUGGCGUGUAUCAAUGCGUUACACCUUGUCUCCGAAAAGUACAGGUGGAUCGUUAGACCUGUGAUUGAGCAGAACUAUUUCGAGGAGAUGGAUUAUGAAGAGUUACCAACAAGAAGAAGCAUCGAUGACGAAGAAGUUUCUCAUUACAAGAUAAAGAAACAAGUAGAAGUUCUCGAAUUAAGUGAUAUAAAGAAAGAGUACUAUAUAGUGGAUGCAAGAUUGAAAGUAUCGAAAGUAAAUUCAGAGCUGCACAUUGUCUCACACGCUGGUCCCUCGGAACUUAUCAUUAUUUUAUCGACUAUUGGAUUAUACACGACAGCGUUACAUUUGUGCGAUGAAUUUAAAAUUAAUAAAAGUUCCGUUCUUGAAAGCCUAACUUCACAGUGUGUGCGAUUAAGCCGAAGGGAAGAUCCAAAUGCUUGGGAUUGGCUUAUUCAGAAUGAUAUAUUUGAUAUGGGCCUUUCUAAUACCAAUAUCACAAAUACUGCUUGGAGAUUGUUAGAAUAUUUAACGUUGAAGCAUGAAAAAGAUGGCUGCAGCGAAUUGCAUAAAGCAGUUUCGCGAAAAUUGCUGCAAGAAGGAGCAUUUAUACCUCAGUGGUUAUUAAUGUCGUACAAGAAACGAAACGCUGCAGAACUUCUCCGUCUUAUGUUGAACACUGGUAGAGUAGUAGAAGCUAGUGAUUUAGCAGUUGAAUACAUUAAUGCCGUUUCCGGUAAUGGCAAAGAAAGUUUUGGACUUAAAACACACUUAACAUCCAUAACUCCAGCAGUCUGGUUACCAUUUAACACGUUAGAAGUACUAUUAUUCGAAUUGAAAGAAGCUAGCAAGGAGAAUACCAUGUUUUCCGAGAGCUACGAGAAAUUACAAAAAGCAUUAAAUGACUAUGAACAAAAAGUGAUAAGAGUGUCAAAGGAUAUGAUUGAAAUGAAAUUAAGUAACAAAAAUCGUUAG